Messenger RNA from Gastrolobium bilobum, 657 nucleotides. RefSeq names its product LOB domain-containing protein 29-like. Gene Ontology annotation, biological process: hormone-mediated signaling pathway; positive regulation of DNA-templated transcription. The record is from RefSeq and is a predicted model, not a curated record. Gene Ontology annotation, cellular component: nucleus. The transcript is spliced from 2 exons. The coding region runs from base 1 to 657 and encodes 218 amino acids. NCBI's taxonomy places the organism in Eukaryota, Viridiplantae, Streptophyta, Magnoliopsida, Fabales, Fabaceae.
AUGACUGGUUCUGGUUCUCCUUGUGGAGCCUGCAAAUUCUUGAGAAGGAAAUGUGUCAGAGGUUGUGUUUUUGCACCUUACUUUUGCCAUGAACAGGGUGCUACCCAUUUUUCUGCCAUUCAUAAGGUCUUUGGUGCAAGCAAUGUCUCAAAGCUCCUUGCACACCUCCCUGUGAGUGACCGUUGUGAAGCUGCAGUCACAAUCUCAUAUGAAGCUCAAGCUAGACUUCAGGAUCCAAUUUAUGGCUGUGUUGCUCAUAUUUUUGCACUCCAACAACAGGUUGUAAAUUUACAAGCACAACUAGCUUAUCUCAGGGAACAAGCAUCUCAGAGCUGUCUCAAUGUCUCUGCAGCUGAAAACCCUAAUGAGAAAUACUUUGGAAAACCUACUACUUUACCCCAAGAUCUUCAAUGUUGGUUCCAGAUGGAGAAUUCCAACGUGGGUCCUCAAUUUCUUCCUAAUCUGUCCACUAAUCCCUCAACAACUCAAUAUUAUGGGAAUACUACUCUGAUGGAUCCAAACCCUAUUGGAAAUUAUGAAAAUUCAGGAACCCUGGAAGAAAGUAUCUCAUUUUCUAGCUUUGAAGAGAGUUGUAACUCCAUGUCCUAUGACAUGCAAGGGCAGUGGGCUUUUCAUGAAGUGGAUAACCUUCAGUAA